Messenger RNA from Kickxella alabastrina, 345 nucleotides. Its product is annotated as pterin-4a-carbinolamine dehydratase. Gene Ontology annotation, molecular function: 4-alpha-hydroxytetrahydrobiopterin dehydratase activity. The transcript has a single exon. Lineage: Eukaryota; Fungi; Kickxellomycota; Kickxellomycetes; Kickxellales; Kickxellaceae. The coding region runs from base 1 to 345 and encodes 114 amino acids. Gene Ontology annotation, biological process: tetrahydrobiopterin biosynthetic process. The record is from RefSeq and is a predicted model, not a curated record.
AUGGCCAGCCGACUCUCAGCCGAAGACCGCGCACAGACGCUCGCCCCGCUGCUGUCGGCCGAGCACGGCGCCUGGGCGCUUGUCGACGGGCGCGACGCCAUCAAAAAGACGUUCGUGUUUGCCGACUUCAAUCGCGCCUUUGCCUUCAUGGCGUCUGUGGCGCUGAGCGCCGAGAAGAUGGACCACCACCCCGAGUGGUUCAACGUCUACAACCGCGUCGAGGUCACCCUGUCGACCCACGACUGCCAGGGCCUGUCCGCCCGCGACAUUGCGCUCGCAGCACACAUGACGCUGCCGCCACGUCGCUUUCAAAGUAAACCCAAUUUUAAUUUAAACAAAAUAUAA